This is a messenger RNA of Nicotiana tabacum (common tobacco), 1066 nucleotides long. The record is from RefSeq and is a predicted model, not a curated record. Lineage: Eukaryota; Viridiplantae; Streptophyta; Magnoliopsida; Solanales; Solanaceae.
CCUGAAAUCUCAAGUUGUUACUCAUAUGCUUCAACCACCAAACUAUCCCUUUGGGAACAUAUAGGAUAGCUUUUGAUUAAUAUGGCUUUAAUUAUAGUGCAUAGGUAUUUACCUCUUUAAUUAUUUGAUACCAAGUUAAAAGGUGCUAUAUCAUCUCUACAUUUCAGUCUUUAUCUUGCUUGAGCAGAUGGGAAUGGGAAGUGCAUUGGGCACUUUAUGUGGGCAAUCAUAUGGCGCAAAGCAGUAUCAUAUGCUUGGUAUCCAUAUGCAACGGGCAAUGCUUGUUCUUCUACUAGCCAGUGUUCCAUUUGCCUGUAUUUGGGCUAAUGCAGGGUAUACUCUUGUAUUUUUGGGACAAGAUCCAGAAAUAGCAGCUGAAGCAGGAAGUUACGCGCGCUAUAUGAUUCCAUCUAUCUUCGCCUAUGCGCUUCUCCAGUGUCAUAUUAGAUUUCUACAAGCCCAAAACAAUGUGCUACCCAUGAUGUUCAGUGCCGGAAUCACUACUUUACUGCAUUUACUCAGUUGUUGGAUUCUGAUAUUUAAAUCUGGCCUAGGCAACAAAGGUGCUGCUUUGGCUAACGCUAUAUCCUACUAGAUUAAUUUUUUGUUGCUAGCUUUAUAUGUCAGAAUAUCGCCUUCUUGUAAAAGCACUUGUACUGGAUUUUCAAAAGAAGCAUUUCAAGAUACUUGGAAAUAUCUAAGACUUGCGAUUCCUUCAGCUGCUAUGCUUUGGUAGUGUUCUUAAUCUUAUGUAAAUCAUAUAUUCGUCCUUUCAAAAUGAUCAAAUGAAUCAAACCAUGUUGCUUCUCUUUGACACAACUUAGAGAUUUGGUCGUUUGAAAUGAUGGUUCUGUUGGCUGGACUUCUUCCAAAUCCAAAGCUAGAGACAUCAGUUCUUUCUAUCAGGUUGGACUACCUAAGCUCAGACAUGCUAAUAUCAAGCUGAACAUCUUGUUUCAUCAAAAAGUUGCUACUUCUUAAAUAUUUCAGCCUUAAUACAUGCGCGAUGGUGUAUAUGAUACCUCUAGGACUAAGUGGUGCUACGAGGUGAAUUUUUCUAACACUU